GCUCCUUCAACAACAACAGCUAGUCAGACACUUCGGUAGCUUUCUAGCAAACAUAGCUACAACAUUCACGCUCUUUACACUGUUUUUGGUGUAUAUUAGUCGCUGUGUAUUAAACACACUUCUGUCGUAUGUACUUGUUGGCCCAUUUAAUUAUAUGUUUACGUUGUUUGUCAGCUAGCUGGUUUGCUAAGUUAUCUUAGAACUAAGCUAGUCGCUAAUGCUAGCUAGCUAACAUCCCCGACCAUGAGUUCACCAAGCUACUCUCCUCCUGAUAAAGAAGAGGUCUGCUGGACGGAGAAAGAAGCUUUCGUCAAAGAGGAGGAGGAAGAGAAGGAUGUUACAAUACAAAAAGAAGUAGAGGGUGAGGCUGUUACCGUGAAAGAAGAAGAGAAAGACGUUUCAGUGAAAGAAGAGGAAGACGCGUUCAGAGUGAAAGAGGAGGAGGAUGUUACAGUAAAAGAAGAGGAGGAAGAGAAAGAGGAGGAGGAUGCAGUUUAUGGAGUGAAAGAGAAGGGGGAGAUGACGGUCACAUUGGAGGAAGAAGAGGAGAAUGGAGAUAUGUUUAACACCAGAGAGAUAUGGGACUAUCGUGGAUCCUCUGGGGAGCCUCAACAACCUCAUGAUGCUGAAGAGGCAGAGAUGAGUCUCUCCAGAUCAGAACACCUCAAUAAACACCUGCAGAGAUCCACAGGGAAGAGACCUCACUGCUGCUCUGACUGUGGGAAGAGAUUCACCUCCUCAUCAGGCAUUAAACUUCAUCAGAGAAUCCACACAGGAGAGAAACCUUAUAGUUGUGGUCAAUGUGGAAAGAGGUUUACUCAGUCAACAGGCCUGAUAUCACACCAGAGAAUACACACAGGAGAUAAACCUUAUAGCUGUGAUCAAUGUGGGAAGAGUUUUACUACAUCUAGCACUCUGACCUUACACCUGAGAAUACACACAGGAGAGAAACCGUAUAGCUGUGGUCAAUGUGGGAAGAGGUUUACUCAGUCAACCGGCCUGAUAUCACACCAGAGAAUACACACAGGAGAUAAAUCUUAUUGCUGUGAUCAAUGUGAGAAGAGUUUUACAACAUCUGUCUCUCUGACUUUACACCAGAGAAUACACACAGGAGAGAAACCUUAUAGCUGUGGUCAAUGUGGGAAGAGUUUUGGUCAAUCUGGCAAUCUGACAGUGCACCAGAGAAUACACACAGGAGAUAAACCUUAUAGCUGUGAUCAAUGUGGGAAGAGGUUUACCACAUCUGUCUCUCUGACAGUGCACCAGAGAAUACACACAGGAGAGAAAUCUUAUAGCUGUGGUCAAUGUGGGAAGAGUUUUGGUCAAUCUGGCAAUCUGACAGUGCACCAGAGAAUACACACAGGAGAGAAACCUUAUAGCUGUGAUCAAUGUGGGAAGAGUUUUACUACAUCUGGCUCUCUGACUUUACACCAGAGAAUACACACAGGAGAGAAACCUUAUAGCUGUGAUCAAUGUGGGAAGAGUUUUACUACAUCUGGCUCUCUGACUUUACACCAGAGAAUACACACAGGAGAGAAAUCUUAUAGCUGUGAUCAUUGUGGGAAGAGUUUUACUACAUCUGGCUCUCUGACAGUGCACCAGAGAACACACACAGGAGAGAAACCUCGUAACUUAUAACUGUUGUCAAUGUGGGAAGAGUUUUACUACAUCUAGCCAGCUGACUUCACACACAGGAGAGACAUCUCUUAACUAUAAUCAAUGUGGGAAGAGAUACUCUGAUAAAAGUUCUCUGAUUAAACAUCAGAAAAUACAUGAAGGAGUUGUUUCAUGAUAUCAAUGAAAUAAUGACACAAUGCAGAAUGUUUUAACAUUGUAGUAGGAGUGUUUUAAUGAUGUCACAAUGUAGAACCCUAAUCGUUUGCCCCCUGUUCUAUUGAUUUAAGCAUUAUAUGGAUAUUAGCCUCAGGGUGAAAAUCCAGGCUCUGAAUUGAAAGACUACUAUUUAUGUGAUAUAACAAAAGUGACUAACGAAAAAAGAGUUGUGUUACACUUAACACGUUGGUGACCCACUUGAAUCAAAAUGCAACACUGCAAAAUGUUUAGGUUUUCAAUAUAUCCAAACUGUUUCUGCAUAUUGGUUAUUGAUUUGAACAUGUUAAAACUGUGUUUUUACAUUACGCUAUUCCAAUUUAGCAAAAUGUAAUUGAAAAGAAGACUAUGCCCCAAGUCCAAUAUACGUUCGGUUGAAAGUGAAAGUUGAGAAGAUGUAUUUUCCGGUAGUUUUUUCAAUGACUUAAACAUCUUAAUUUCAAUGUUCUUGCAGCCUAUACACAUGGACACAGUAUAAUAAAUUGGUCUAUAAUACAUUUUAUUAACAAUCCUACAUCACUCCAGCAUUUCUUGACAACAUUCAAGUGCUAAUUGUCUUUUUUCCACUACUGAAGUAACAUGACUCAAGUCACUUUAUAUUUCAAACAUUCAGCCUGACAAAAUAUACAUGUUUUAUUAUUCCAUGCCUCACCAUUAAGUGAAUUAUUGCCAAUACAUAUUAACCUUUCUAGGGCGGAAACCCUCAACAACAUUCCGCCGAAAAGGCAGCUUGCGAAAUUCAAAAAUAUUUUUUACAAGUAUGUAACCUUCACACAUUAACAAGUCCAAUACAGCAAAUGAAAGAUAAACAUCUUGUUAAUCUA
Molecule: messenger RNA, 2654 nt
Organism: Oncorhynchus mykiss (rainbow trout)
Lineage: Eukaryota; Metazoa; Chordata; Actinopteri; Salmoniformes; Salmonidae
Biological process (GO): regulation of transcription by RNA polymerase II
Molecular function (GO): RNA polymerase II cis-regulatory region sequence-specific DNA binding; DNA-binding transcription factor activity, RNA polymerase II-specific
Source: RefSeq, a predicted model, not a curated record